AUGAAAAACGCAACACUAGCUUGUUCUUGUAGUGGAAAGUCAAGCAGUAUGUCCAGAAAUGCCUUUAAAAUGCCUGCAGUGACAAAAACGAAUUGUAAGGCUCGGGUUAAUGCAUCCGUACGUUCUGAUGGAAAAUGGCAAAUAUGUUCAAUUGUAUUUGAUCAUAACCAUGAACUGAGUAGCCCUGACAAAACUAGAUUUUUCAAGAGUAAUCGAAUACUACAACCAUGCGUGAAAAGGAAGCUUGAAGUGAAUGAUAGGGCUGGGCUUAGACCUAAUAAAAAUUUCAACUCCUUGUUAAUAGAAGCUGGCGGUGGUGAGAAUUUGUCUUUCCUACAAAAAGAUUGUAGGAACUAUAUUGAAAAAGUUAGAAGGCUACGACUUAGUGCUAGAGAUGCUUCCACAAUGCAAAAAUAUUUUUUGAAAAUGCAAAAUGAGAAUUCAAAUUUCUUCUACACAAUGGAUUUAGAUGAAGAGGAUCGAUUGAAAAAUGUUUUAUGGGUAGAUGCAAGAAGUAGGGCCGCAUUUCAAGAAUUCGGUGAUGUUGUGACAUUUGACACUACAUAUUUGACCAACAAGUAUGAUAUGCCGUUUGGUGAAUUUGUUGGUGUUGAUCAUCAUGGUCAUUCAACACUAUUUGGUUAUGGGUUAAUCUCCAAUGAGGACACAAAGACAUUUGUAUGGCUUUUCAAUCUUGGCUUGCAUAAAUUGCCUGAAAAGUUAAGAAGAUAUAGUGGAUAUGAAUAUAUUAAGUUUUCCUUGCAAAAUAUUGUGUAUGAUUCAUUGACACAUGAAGAUUUUGAAGAACGUUGGAAUAGGUUCAUUGAUAAACAAAACCUUCAUGACAAUCAGUGGUUACUUGGAUUGUAUAAUGAAAGACAACGUUGGGUGCCAGCAUUUGUGAGAGAUACUUUUUGGGCAGGUAUGUCUACUACUCAACGCAGUAAAAGUAUGCAUGCAUUCUUCGAUGGAUAUGUUAAUUCAAAAACCACUUUAAAACAGUUUGUUGAACAAUAUGAGAAUGCAUUGCGUGAUAAAGUGGAAAAAGAAAAGGAGGCUGAUUUUAAAUCUUUCAGAUCAUGGAUCCCUUGCAUAAGCACUUAUGCUAUUGAGAAACAAUUUCAAGAUGCCUAUAACAUUGCAAAAUUCAAAGAGUUUCAACAAGAGCUUGCUGCUAAGCUCUAUUGUGAAUUAUCGUCUUCCAAAGAGAUUGAUUCCUAUAUGGAGUUUAUAGUAGAAGAAAAGAUGAUGGUUGGAGAGACUCACCAUAGUGUUCCUUUUGUGGUUUGCUUUAAUGAAGCAAAUUGUGAUGUUCGUUGCUAUUGUCGACUAUUUGAGUUUAGAUGA
Messenger RNA from Pistacia vera, 1347 nucleotides. RefSeq names its product protein FAR1-RELATED SEQUENCE 5-like. Gene Ontology annotation, biological process: regulation of DNA-templated transcription. Lineage: Eukaryota; Viridiplantae; Streptophyta; Magnoliopsida; Sapindales; Anacardiaceae. Bases 1 to 1347 code for a protein of 448 amino acids. The transcript has 2 exons. The record is from RefSeq and is a predicted model, not a curated record.